UGCAAGUUGGAGUUGCGUUCAGACAUUUCUCAAAGGAGCGAGGAGUGUGUUGGCUAAACUUGAUUUAAUGUGAAAUACUCAAGAGCAUGGGGACGGAAUCGAGAAGCCCGGGUACUGAUCAGUCAGACGCUUGGGAAGAUCAGGAGAUGGUGGUGAAUAUUGGCGGCGUGCGGCAUGUUCUGUACGGGGAUGUUUUGAACCGAUACCCGGAGAGCAGGCUGGCGAAACUGCUCAACUGCAGCGGCUACGAAGCGAUCUUCGCCCUUUGCGAUGACUACGAUCCCAGCAAAGGAGAGUUCUACUUCGACAGAGACCCAGAUUCUUUCAAAUGUGUCAUGGACGCUUACUAUUUCGGGGAAAUCCACAUGAAGAAAGGGGUUUGCCCCAUUUGUUUCAAAAAUGAGUUGGACUUCUGGAAGAUCGAAGUGGACUUUUUGGACGAAUGUUGCAAAUGCCUCUUAGGCGAAAAAAAUGAAGAGUUGGAAGAAAUCGCAAAACAAGUGCAGCUUAUUUUGGCCGACCGGGGCAAAUCGGCUGACAGCUGUUGGGGGAAAUCUCAGAAAUUCCUCUGGAAACUGAUGGAAAAACCCGACUCGUCCUGCCUGGCCAGAGUGGUUGCAGUUCUGUCUUUUCUGUUCAUCUUGAUUUCAUCCGUGGUGAUGUGUGUUAGCACCAUCCCUGAUCUCCAAGUGACUGAUGAGGAAGGGAGUCCGGUGGAGCAUCCAGUGCUCGACUGUAUCGAGACUGCUUGUAUCGGCUGGUUCACCGCCGAGUAUGUGCUCAGGUUGAUGGCAGCCCCCAACAAGCUCAAAUUUGUCCUGUCUUUCAUGAACAUCAUCGACGUGCUCACCAUUCUGCCUUUCUACGUGAGCCUAAUCUUGACCACAGUCGGGGCUUCCCUCAUGGAGCUGACUAAUGUGCAGCAGGCGAUCCAGGCCCUUCGGAUCAUGCGAAUAGCGCGGAUUUUUAAACUUGCGCGCCACUCUAGCGGUCUCCAAACACUCACGUACGCACUGAAGAGAAGCUUUAAAGAACUGGGUUUACUGCUCAUGUACCUGGCAGUUGGCAUUUUCGUUUUUUCCGCUUUGGGCUUCACCAUGGAACAAAGCCACCCCGAAACCCUCUUCAAAAGUAUCCCCCAGUCCUUUUGGUGGGCGAUAAUUACCAUGACCACUGUUGGAUACGGGGAUAUUUACCCAAAGACAACACUGGGGAAACUCAACGCGGCGAUUAGUUUCCUCUGCGGCAUAAUAGCCAUCGCACUGCCGAUCCACCCUAUCAUCAACAAUUUUGUUCGCUAUUACAACAAGCAAAAGGUCUUGGAAACGGCUGCAAAACACGAACUCGAACUAAUGGAGUUGAAUGCUAAGAACGGAGAGAGUGGACUUUCCGGAAAAGAACAUAUAGACAUUGUGGUCACGAAAACCAACAGCAAUAGCAACCUUUCGCUGAGUAACAGUCUGCUAAAUUCUUACAACGACACUUUCAUUCCGCUUCUGCCAGAGGAAAAAUUGCAUCGAAAUAGGCUUCAAAGCUGCAAGUGA
Molecule: messenger RNA, 1544 nt
Organism: Hemiscyllium ocellatum (epaulette shark)
Lineage: Eukaryota; Metazoa; Chordata; Chondrichthyes; Orectolobiformes; Hemiscylliidae
Product: potassium voltage-gated channel subfamily F member 1-like
Exons: 1
Coding region: 87-1544 (485 amino acids)
Biological process (GO): protein homooligomerization; potassium ion transmembrane transport
Cellular component (GO): voltage-gated potassium channel complex; membrane
Molecular function (GO): voltage-gated potassium channel activity
Source: RefSeq, a predicted model, not a curated record